Messenger RNA from Cricetulus griseus (Chinese hamster), 531 nucleotides. NCBI's taxonomy places the organism in Eukaryota, Metazoa, Chordata, Mammalia, Rodentia, Cricetidae. The record is from RefSeq and is a predicted model, not a curated record.
CGCGGUUGCCAUGGCAAUGAGCUCCCAAAGCGGGGUGUUGGUUUUGUGAGUCGCUAGGGUUACUGGGCCCCCAAGGCCGCCCGGCUGGAGCGGCAGGGUCACCUAUGGGCCUGUCCAGAAGCAAACCCAGAGAGAAGAAAGUUGAGGAGCCAAAGAAGAGCCCUACCAAUUUUGUUGCAAAGUCUAAGGACAAAGUAAUGGAGACCAAGCAGCCUGACAAGGAAGCCUUGAAUCAGCCUGCCGAAAACCUGCUAUUCGGGGCAGGGAUAGCCAAGCACUCAAAGCCUUCCUCUUCCUCUGAAGACAAACCUGAUACUAAACAAAAGUCGAUCAAGAAGAAAAGUGUCACUCCGCAGAUCAUCAUCACUCGAGCCUCAAAUGAGACGCUAAUCAGCUAUGGCAUCCCUGAAGGUGAAGAACAGAGAACCAUUCGCGAGCAGGCUGACUGGGGCCCCUACUUCCGACACAGGAGCCCCAGCACAAUAGCAGCCUAUGACGUUCACAACACAGAAUAAACGAGAGCUCCCAGUA